This is a messenger RNA of Alligator sinensis (Chinese alligator), 1584 nucleotides long. It is a transcript of the gene SLC30A10, whose product is annotated as solute carrier family 30 member 10. Gene Ontology annotation, cellular component: membrane. NCBI's taxonomy places the organism in Eukaryota, Metazoa, Chordata, Crocodylia, Alligatoridae. Gene Ontology annotation, molecular function: zinc ion transmembrane transporter activity. The record is from RefSeq and is a predicted model, not a curated record. Bases 1 to 1371 code for a protein of 456 amino acids. Gene Ontology annotation, biological process: zinc ion transmembrane transport; intracellular zinc ion homeostasis; manganese ion transport. The transcript is spliced from 5 exons.
AUGGGACGAUACUCGGGAAGGAGCAGCCGGCUCAUCUUAAUGUGUGUUGUGAGCCUGCUACUCUUUAUUGUGGAGAUAUCAGUAGCAUACAUUGGUAACUCCCUGGCUCUAGCUUCAGAUGCUUUUGCUGUCCUUUCUCACUUCAUCUCCAUGAUCAUAGGGUUGCUCGGUGUCCGAUUCAGUCAUGUCAGAUGGCACAAAAGGAGCACUUUUGGCUUUCCCCGGGCAGAUGUAUUGGGUGCCUUCGGCAAUUCUGUCUUUGCUACUGCACUGAUGGUCAGCAUCUUUAUUGAAGCCAUUAAGAGGUAUCUGAAUCCACAAAAGACCGAAGAACCACUGUUUGUCCUCAUUGUAGGAAUUGCCGGUCUCUUCUUCAACAUGUUCAGCUAUGUUAUCUUCAUGGACUGUUGUUAUUGUCAAGUAUCCAUUGCCCAAGAGGACAUUGAGACAGUUCUGGAUGAAGAUAUCAUUAAAAUUCCUAUGGCCAGAAACUGUGAUGUUGCACUGAAUGAGACUGUACCACAAGUUAUAACUUAUACACAACACAGCGUUUCUUCUUUGAAUGCAGGUGAUUCAGUGAACAAUGAGAAAGAGAUUGAGGAGGGGGAGACAAAGAAAAAAGAGAAAAAGUCUGCAGCCCUGAACAUCAGAGGUGUUCUUUUACAUGUUAUGGGAGAUGCACUUGGAUCGGUGGUUGUGGUAGUUACUGCUACCAUAUUUUAUGUGCUUCCCCUGGAUGCUAACGCUCCAUGUAACUGGCAGUGUUACAUUGAUCCAAGCCUGACAGUCAUCAUGGUGUUCAUCGUUUUGUCAUCUGCCUUCCCACUUAUCAAAGAGACCUCCACUAUUUUGCUGCAGAUGGUUCCCAAAGGUGUUAAUAUGCAAGUCCUGACAAACAAACUAGCUGAUGUGCCAGGGGUUAGCAGCCUUCAUGAGGUGCAUGUCUGGGAACUUGCAGGUGGGAAGAAUGUUGCUACCCUUCACGUCAAGUGCCAAGCUCCUUCUGAUUACCAGGAUGCUUCUUAUAACAUACGGAAGGUUUUUCAUGAAGCAGGGAUCCAUUCUGUGACCAUCCAACCAGAAUACAUUGGCCACAAGGGCUCUGAGCUAAUGUGCAGCUCACCCUGUAUCUCUAAAGCCUGUGCUUCUCAGCUAUGUUGCAUACAGCAGGAAACAACGCUUACCCAUGCUAAUGGGAGUGUUGAGAAAAACGACGGUCUUCCCCCAGCACUAUCUAAAGACAAUAGUUUUAAUAAAAAUGAUGUAGAAAUUCCUAUUGGGUCUACAUUAGCAGAUGAGAGCAUUAACAAUAUGAAAAAUUGUAACAAAUCAGGAGAUGAUACAUCAAUCAUAAGUAGUACACGAUUUUAAACAGUUUGUUUUGUACUUGGUAAUCUCUUUAUAGAACAAAGCCUCAUGGCUGAAAUGUAAGCGGCCAUUGGUUGUAGCUGAAGUCUAUGUUGGAAAAGCUGUCUGUGCUGUAGCUGUAAACCAAAACAUGUAAAAACCAUGCGUCUGAAAUGAAGAUUUAUCUUCAUGAAGACUUUUGCAUUCACCUAAGAUUGUUCUAAAGCAAUUUAACAG